CCCGACGGUGGUCGUGGGAGCGAAACUCAAAAACGAUGCAAAUUAGGGGUAAAGAAGACCCAGCCCCUUAAGGGGAAGCUGUGGUCAAAGUCUUCCUUCUCCGCCUCCCAGCCGCGUUCCCCACACUCCGGGUGCGAGCGACGGCGUCGCCUCUCUCUCUUCUCUCCGCUGCGCUUUCCUUCCAGGUCGCACCUGCCGACUGGAGGUGCCCUGGGAAGAUGGGAGCCUCUUCUCGGAGGAGCCCGCAGCCUCUCCGGCCGCCGGCGCCCCCUCUCUCCUGCUCCGGAGGAGCCCUCCUGGCGGUUCUGGUGCUGCUCGCGCUGCCGGCGGCCUGGGGUCAAUGCAAAACCCCAGAAUGGCUUCCAUUUGCCACGCUCGUUAAAAAGGAGGACAAGUCUGAGUUUCCCAUUGGGACAUCUUUGAAAUAUGUGUGCCGCCCUGGUUACUACAGAAGAGAGUUCCAAAUCGUCUGCCAAGAAAACUCUACCUGGUCGAGUGCUGAAAACAAAUGUGAACGUAAAUCAUGUGGCCCUCCUCCAGAACCCCAAAAUGGUAAAACGAUCGUAAACGGAGACAUCAAGUUUGGAUUCACUGUUAACUAUGCUUGUAAUGAAGGAUACCGACUCAUUGGUCAGCCAACUAAUUUAUGCGUCAUCUCAGGAAAUACUGUCAUCUGGGAAAACGACCCACCUUUUUGUGAAAGAAUUGCUUGUGAGCCACCCCCAAGCAUCGCCAAUGGAAAGUUCUAUAGCAACAACAGAGAGUAUUUUCCAUACGGAGUGGUGGUGAAGUAUCGCUGCAAUACUGUACAGAGAUGGGAAGAGCCGUUUGAGCUUGUGGGCCAGCAGUCAAUAUAUUGUACCAGCAACGACAACCGCAUUGGCACAUGGAGUGGCCCUCCCCCUCAGUGCAUUAUACCUAAUAAAUGCACACCUCCAGAAAUUGAAAAUGCAGUAAGAGUAUCUGAGCAAAAAAGCUUAUACUCUCUAGAUGAAAUUGUGAUGUUCAGAUGUGAGGCCGGCUUUGAUAUGAAAGGACCCCCCAGCGUGAAAUGCCAACCUCAAAACAGAUGGGGGCCAGAGCUGCCAAGCUGCUUGAAGUUAUGCAAGCCGCCUCCAAAAAUUCCACAUGGCAAGCCCAGCCCAAGCGACAAGGACAGUUUUUCCUCUGGGCAGGAAGUAGUCUACAGCUGUGAGCCCGGCUAUGACCUCAGAGGGGCCACUACUCUGCGCUGUACUCCCCAGGGAGACUGGAGCCCAGCAGCCCCUACAUGUGCAGCGAAAUCAUGUGCUGACUUCCGGGACCAACUCCCUAAUGGCCGUGUGCUCUUUCCACUUAAUUUCCAGCUGGGGACAAAAGUGUCCUUCAUUUGUGAUGAGGGAUUCCGUUUAAAGGGAGAUUCUGCUAGUUACUGUAUCUUGGUUGGAACGCAAAGCCGCUGGAAUAACAGUGUUCCUGUGUGUGAACAAAUCUUUUGUCCAAAUCCUCCAUCUAUCCUUAAUGGGAACCACAACGGACCUUCUCAGGGAGGCGUUCCCUAUGGAAAGGAAGUUACUUACAUGUGUGACCCCCGCUCAGCCAGAGGGAUGACCUUCAACCUCGUCGGGAAGAGCACCAUCCACUGCACAAAUGACAGUGCAGGGAAUGGGAUGUGGAGCGGCCCUGCCCCUUACUGUGAACCUUCUGGUCCUGCUGCAUGCCCACUUCCACCCGAGAUCCUCAAUGGGCAUUCCACUGAAGGGCGUGCCUCUCCAUACCUUCCUGGCAUGAUAGUCCACUACACUUGUGACCCAGGCUACUUGUUGGUGGGAAGGAACUUCAUAUUCUGCACACAUCUGGGAACCUGGAGCCAAUUGGAGCAUUAUUGCAAAGAGGUAAAAUGUCGCCUCCCAGAGUUUAUGAAUGGAAUCCGGAAGGAGCUGGAAAGGAGAAAAGCCUAUCACCAUGGAGAUAAUGUAACUAUUGAGUGUGAAGAUGGGUAUACUCUGAAAGGUAGUCCCCAGAGCCAGUGCCAGGCAGAUGACACAUGGGAUCCUCCUCUGGCCGUAUGUACAUCUAGCACACAUGAUGCUCUCCUAGCUGGCAUCUUCCUUGGCACGAUCUUCUUUCUUUUACUCAUCAUUGGUGCCGGUUGGAUAAUUGUAAAGUACAAAAAAGGCAAUAAUACAAAUGAAAAAUCUAAAGAGACUAUCCAUUUACAUCCUCAAGAAGACAGCCAUCUACAUCCUCAAGAAGACAGCGGUGUAAAUCCUCCAACUCUGCAAACAAAUCAGGAAAACAGCAGAUACCGGAACACAGCCUCCCCCACCGUUUGCCUAUUUAUGGGUGCUUUCAUGCUCUAACAGCAGAACUGAAUCGAAGCCACAGAGACCAAGACUUACUAUCUUGUCCUUCAGAAGAAAAAGGCCAGACCUUAAACUCUAUCAGAUGAUCAGGAUUUUCCUACUACUUAGUUCCCCUGUAAGCCUUGGCUUUCCACCCUUUUCCUAGGCCACUCUCACAUUGGAUAUUUGUCAGUUUUGUUAAAGUCUUUAAUGUGUUCUGAGGGUACCUCAUUUUGACUCUUAGUUUUGUUGUAAAUUCAUAUUUCUAUUUUUUCUUUUUUAUCAUACAGAGCAAUCCACCCAGUCCUUGCUUACUUUGGCUGUGCCUUGGUAUCUUAACAUUUUUAUUCAGAUUCUCGGGUGUCCGAAACACCAGCACUAAAAGUCUAUAAGGAGAUUGGCCUCCCUUGUAGAAAGCAGAGCAGUAUCACAUGCUUUAGUAAAUUUCCUUUCUGUUCUGUUUCCCAUAUAUCAAUGUGCAUUCAUCUAAACUUGGCAUUUUAAAUCUCCAAACAUGUCCCAAAUCUUAAAUUCAACAUGAGACAGUAGAAGUGGCCACAGGAAAAGGUAAGGGGUGGGAGAGGCAUUUUAUAAUCAAGAUAUAGGCAAUUCAAAUCUUCUGAGCAAAUAUAUAGGGUAUGGCGAACUUUCUCCUAAUAGAAAUUUGGAAAUCCUUAGGUUUAUUUUCUGGCUUGUACUCACCUUUUCCUGAACAGUUUGUUUUUCAUGACUGUUUAUGGAAGCAAGUGAAGUGUGCACUGCUUUUUAUAAACUCAGUAUUCAGUAUUAGUAAUUAACUUUUUGAAGCUGUAAUGAUUACCAGCCUGAUUCUUCGUAGAAGAACAUCUAUAUAUGCCUGGAGAACCUUGACUUGUUUAUCAGUAGGAUAUAGAAGUCAUGAGAUAAGAAUGGCAUGACUUCCUAGGACAGCAUUUUUUUUCUAAUGUGAUUCCAAUAGUUUGAAAGGAAAAGAGCAUUAUUUAUAUGUUAACACAAAUACAUAUGUAUAGGAACAGAAAUCAUAUAAUACAGAUUUGAAGAUAAGAUAGAUAAUACUAUGCUUUCGGGGAUGCUUCACAUUAUGCCUCAAAGGCUCUUGGGGUGAUGCACUGCUUGUCCUUUACUCUGAUGGAAAAGCUGGGCCAAACUGAUUCGUACCUGUCCGGGUUGUCACCAACUGUAAACACACAAAGUAACUGCCCACUGUGAGGGCAGUGGUUGUCUUUACAAAAGUCCAUUUAAACAUAAUAUAAUAGAAGCCUACUUAAAAUUUAUCAUUUGAUAGCUCCUUAAUCCUGCCAGGUUACCUACCUAAACCCUUUACCAGUUUUUUUCCCAAUCAUAUCUGCAUUAACUCUGCUGAGAAUUAAUUCACUCACCCAAGAAGCCCUCCCAAUGUGCUCUGGUCCAAAGUAAUAUCUUUCUUUGGAACUCAUAGCACUUACUGUCUAUACCACUUUUAAAAUAGUUACUUUUAAUGGUAAUAUGUGCUUAUUGAAAAUGUAGAAAAUGCAGAUAAAGUACAUAAACUCAGUGUUAUACACUGAAAUUAUAUUGACUGUAAAACAUUAAAUCCUGGUUUCGUUUCCACCAAAUGACAGCCAUUCCUUUAUCAUUCAAAACUGUAUAUAAGCUUCUAUCCCAUAGCAUUCAAUAUUUCAUUUACUGUUUUUGCCCAUUAACACCAAUGCUUUCAUUUACUUGCUCAUUCAUUCUUCAAACAUUUGUCACUUAUACCAAUAUUGUACUUGUGUUUUCUUUCCCAUACUAAAUUAACUUAUGAGUAAGGAUCUCUUUUAAAUUUCCCCAAAUUCUAAGUACAGACUUUUCACUCCUCGUCAACUUUUGGAAACUUUUUUUUUACAUGAAGGUACAUGUCAAAUUGUAUACACUGACCGCUGACUGCCAUUUUAAUAAUAAUAGAAGAAAUCCUUAAUGAA
Messenger RNA from Suricata suricatta (meerkat), 4264 nucleotides. RefSeq names its product complement component receptor 1-like protein. The coding region runs from base 219 to 2342 and encodes 707 amino acids. Gene Ontology annotation, biological process: negative regulation of complement activation, classical pathway. Lineage: Eukaryota; Metazoa; Chordata; Mammalia; Carnivora; Herpestidae. The transcript has 16 exons. The record is from RefSeq and is a predicted model, not a curated record.